Molecule: messenger RNA, 366 nt
Organism: Ustilaginoidea virens
Lineage: Eukaryota; Fungi; Ascomycota; Sordariomycetes; Hypocreales; Clavicipitaceae
Exons: 4
Coding region: 1-366 (121 amino acids)
Biological process (GO): protein folding
Cellular component (GO): prefoldin complex; cytoplasm
Molecular function (GO): protein folding chaperone
Source: RefSeq, a predicted model, not a curated record
AUGUCUGCACAAGCGGCGGCCGCUCAGGCACCAGGCAAGAAGCAGCAAGACCUCCAAACCGCGUAUUCAAAUUACAAAACCACAUUGCAGCAAAUGGCGCAGAAGAUCGGGGACAUUGAGCAAGAAGCUGAAGAACACAAGCUGGUUCUGGAGACCCUGGAGCCUCUGUCGGCAGAUCGCAAGUGUUUUCGGCUCAUCAACGGCAUUCUCGUGGAGAGGACGGUCCGGGAUGUGGUUCCCGCACUGAAGACGAACCAAGAUGGUCUGAAGAAGGUGCUGGACGACCUUGUGAAGCAGUACAAGACCAAGCAGGAUGAACUGGACAAGUGGAAGAAGGAGAACAAUGUGCAAGUGGUGCAGCAAUGA